AUGCUAAGACAACCAGACGUAUCGAAGCGUUUCCGCGAGACAACAUGCAACUUGAACAACGAAAAACAGAUCAAUACGAACACUCUAGUAAAGCUUCCUGGUCUUUGGCGAAUGACCACACAAACGAAUCUCCUUGCCUACGGUUAUCGUACAGUUGCACAAGCUCGACGGUUCCGAUCCUCUAGUGCACAUUCAAUGCGCAUUCAGAGAUCAGAAACGAUGCCCUGUGUCAAGUCCAUUGCUUCUAAUGUAGCCACAGGAAGAGCUUGUGCUCUUCCAAUCCGACCGUGUGAAUCCCUUGAAAUUUUGGCUUCACGAUCGAUUGAACAUGAUUCCCGUGGCACGUAA
This is a messenger RNA of Echinostoma caproni, 348 nucleotides long. Lineage: Eukaryota; Metazoa; Platyhelminthes; Trematoda; Plagiorchiida; Echinostomatidae. The record is from the annotation of a GenBank genome assembly.